Dromiciops gliroides (monito del monte) is the source of this 2106-nucleotide messenger RNA. It is a transcript of the gene CTU2, whose product is annotated as cytosolic thiouridylase subunit 2. The transcript has 15 exons. Gene Ontology annotation, biological process: tRNA wobble position uridine thiolation. Gene Ontology annotation, cellular component: cytosol. The record is from RefSeq and is a predicted model, not a curated record. Bases 58 to 1707 code for a protein of 549 amino acids. NCBI's taxonomy places the organism in Eukaryota, Metazoa, Chordata, Mammalia, Microbiotheria, Microbiotheriidae. Gene Ontology annotation, molecular function: tRNA binding; sulfurtransferase activity.
AACGCGCCGCCCCCGUCCACCUGCCGGUCGCCGGCAGCCGUCGGGCCUUGCGGAGCCAUGUGUCAGGUGGGCGAGGACUACGGGGGGCCCGGACCGGCGGAGCUCCAGCCGAAACUGCCCUGGCGCGGCUGUGAGCAGAAAUGCAUGAAGUGCAAAGAGGGUUGGCCGGUCUUAAUCAUCCGGGCUGGAGACGCUUUCUGCAAAGACUGUUUCAAGGCAUAUUAUAUUCACAAGUUCCGAGCGAUGCUGGGAAAGAAUCGACUCAUCUUCCCAGGAGAAAAGGUCCUCCUUGCAUGGUCUGGUGGUCCCUCAUCCAGCUCAAUGAUCUGGCAAGUCCAAGAGGGUUUGAGCCGAGAGUCUGCUAAGAGGCUACGCUUUGUGCCAGGCAUUAUCUUCGUCGAUGAGGGAGCAGUUUGUGGGCAGAGCCUGGAGGAGAGAAAAAAGACUGUGGCAGAAAUACAGUUGAUCCUACAGACAGUUGGUUUCCUGUACCACAUAGUUUCCUUAGAAGAGGUUUUUAACUUACCCACAUCAGUCUUACAGACUGUUCCCCAGAGCCUCAGAGGCUCAGAGAACACCUACAAGGAAGCCGUGGAUGGCUUUAUUCAGCGGCAGCAGCAGCAGAGGCCACCAGAGGAGGCUGUCCUGAGUGACGAGCAGAUCCAGGAGAAGCUGAGGCAGCUCAGCACCCGGGAUCCGGGGGCAGCCGAGGAAGUCGCUGGUGAAGGCCUGCCCCGACCGGCCCAAACCACGGCUUUAAUGGAGCUCUUCAACUCAGUGAAGACCCUGACUGCCAAAGAGGAGCUUCUGCAGACUCUCCGGGCCCACCUGAUCCUGCACGUCGCUCGGGUACAUGGUUAUUCCAAAGUGAUGCUAGGUGACAGCUGUACCCGCCUGGCCAUCAAACUCAUGACCAACUUGGCCCUGGGCAGAGGGGCCUUCCUUGCCUGGGACACAGGUUUCUCCGAUGACCGGCACGGGGACGUGGUUUUGCUCCGGCCCAUGCGGGAUUACACCUUGAAGGAGAUAGCUUUUUACAACAGGAUGUUUGGAGUCCCUUCCGUCUUCAGCCCAGCCAUUGACACCAAGGCCCCAGAAAAGGCAAGUAUCCACCGGCUGAUGGAGAGCUUCAUCCUCAGAUUACAGGCCCAGUUCCCUUCCACCAUCAGCACUGUGUACAGGACGAGUGAGAAGCUGGUGAAGGCUCCCCGGGAUGGGGAUGCAGCCAGCCCCGAGCCUGCCCGCUGCCUCCUCUGCAUGUGUACUCUGGACAUUGACAGUGCAGACAGCGCUACUGCAUUUGGAGCCCAGACCUCGGAGUAUCUGUGCCAGAGAGCUGCCCCGACCCCUGCACUGCCCACAGGGGCUCCUGGGAGGCCCUGCUGUGCCUCAGGGACCGAGCCGCCACGGGCCUGUUGCCAAAACGCCCGGCUGUCGCCUGCAGGGACCUGGGAGAACCAAGCUCUGGGUGACCCUUCCCCUCCACCCUCCAGGGAGGAUCCCAGAGCCAGCUUCAUAGAACAGCUAUGUUAUAGCUGCCGAGUGAACAUGAAGGACAUGCCCUUGCUGGAGCCCCUCCCUCCCUACAUUCUGAAGGAGUCCCAGCGCAGGAGCCAGAGGGCCUGGGUGAAGCAGGAGAUCCAAGAAUUCUUGUUUGAGGAGAUCGAGGAGGAAGUUAGAGAUGAGAUCUGCCCAGCUGAGAGCUGAACAGGCCUUCCUCCUCACCAGGACCGGGGGGAGGGGCCCCUGGCUGGGAAUCUGCUCAGAACUCUGGGAGAAUUGGGACGCCAGAGGCCUCCCCUGCAGCUGGUCAUCCCCAGGGCUCCUGGCCCCGGCGCUGACUGCCUCACUGGGCCUUUGCUGGUUUCAGCUAAAUUAUUUCUUAGUCUGAGGCCAUGCGCACAAUCCAGGGGCCGUUUCCCAGACCCCCAGCAUUUCCCCUGAAACACGCCUGUCAUCUCCAGCUCUGUGAGUGCACAUUCUGUCAUAAAAACUGGUCUUUUCUACUAGUCAGCGAGGAGGGGAGGGAGAUCUGAGGUAAGAGUGAAGGAGACAAGCUAGGAGAGCUGAGACCACGACUCACCACUUAAUUGUCUGUCUGUAUAA